This is a messenger RNA of Sparassis crispa, 840 nucleotides long. RefSeq lists its product as hypothetical. Gene Ontology annotation, cellular component: actin cortical patch. The record is from RefSeq and is a predicted model, not a curated record. The transcript is spliced from 4 exons. Lineage: Eukaryota; Fungi; Basidiomycota; Agaricomycetes; Polyporales; Sparassidaceae. Gene Ontology annotation, molecular function: actin filament binding; phosphatidylinositol binding. The coding region runs from base 1 to 840 and encodes 279 amino acids. Gene Ontology annotation, biological process: actin cortical patch localization; actin filament bundle assembly.
AUGUCUAUGUUCGAUAAAUUCAAGAGGGGUGCCCAGAGGGCUGGUGCACAAGCCUCUACCUUUAUUAACGCAGGCUCAACCACUAUUGCGAGCGGCUCGCGCGACUUCGUUCAGGGAUUCAGUUUGCCAGGAGAAGCAGACAAGGCGGCAAAGAUCCUAGCGAGUUUCCUGGCGGAUCCGGAGAAUCCGGAAUCUGCACUGAACUCCAUUCCAAAGGUGGUGCUUCAAAGAGCCCGAGGUCUUGCUGUGUUCUCCAUUAUCAAAGCUGGAUUUGUGUUCUCCGGGAAGGCAGGCUCCGGGUUAGUUAUUGCACGUCUGCCCGACGGCUCUUGGUCUGCACCUUCCUGUAUCGCCACUGGCGGCGUCGGCUGGGGGCUGCAGAUCGGUGCGGACCUCACCGAGUUCGUCAUCGUGCUGAACAGCGACGACGCCGUGCGUGCGUUCUCGAUGGGAGGAAACCUCACCAUUGGCGGCAAUAUCAGCGCUGCGGCAGGCCCUAUCGGCACUGGCGGCUCCAUCCAGGCUAGCUUGGCACACCCCGCGCCCAUGUUCUCGUACUCCAAAUCGAAGGGUCUCUUUGCUGGUCUCUCGUUGGAAGGGACUGCCCUCAUCGAGCGCAAGGACGCUAAUCGUGAUUUCUACGGCUCUCCAGUUCCCGCGCGAGAUAUUUUGAGCGGUCAUGUCCCCCCUCCGGAAGUUGCGUCAAAGCUAUAUGAGGUGAUUGAAGCCGCCGAGGGCGUCGACGAGGCCGGCUUGCCAGAAACUGCAUAUGUUCCCACUGCGAGCGGCGACCACAUGGAGGUGCGAGGAGGCGGCACGGUAUUCGACGCGGAGCAGUGA